AUAGCCCGACGGUGACGAGUAUAAAGGCUCGAAAGCGUAGCUCCUGAACGACAGGAUACUCGUCUUUUUCGAGCCUUUCCACUCCUACUCAUCUCGGACUCUUCUUAUCGUUCCCCGAUGGCCUUCCAGCUCCUUUCUGCUCUUGCUGUCGUCGUUGCCUCGCAGGUGGUCAACGCCGCUAUCACCCGCCGCGUUGCCUGCCCCGACGGCGUGAACUCUGCGACUAACGCAGCUUGCUGCGCAUUGUUUGCCAUCCGCGACGACAUCCAGGAGAACCUCUUCGAUGGUGGCGAGUGCGGCGAGGAGGUUCACGAGUCUCUCCGUCUUACCUUCCACGAUGCCAUUGGUAUCUCUCGGUCCAAGGACGUUGGCGGAGGUGCCGACGGGUCUAUGAUCAUCUUCUCAGAUAUCGAGACUGCCUUCCAUGCGAAUGGUGGUAUCGACGACAUUGUCGACGCUCAGUCGCCCUUCAUCGCCAAGCACAACAUCACGGCCGGCGACUUCAUCCAGUUCGCUGGGGCCAUCGGCGUCUCCAACUGUUCCGGGGCUCCGCGCCUGGACUUCUUCCUCGGUCGCCCGGAGGCCACAAAGCCCGCCGCCGACAUGACGGUCCCGGAGCCCUUCGACACUGUGGACUCCAUCCUCGCCCGCUUCGCCGAUGCCGGUGCCUUCACUCCUGCCGAGGUCGUCGCCCUUCUUGCGUCGCACACCAUCGCCGCCGCAGACCACGUCGACCCCAGCAUCCCCGGCACGCCAUUCGAUUCUACUCCUAGCGUGUUCGACACCCAGUUCUUCAUUGAAACCCAGCUCCGCGGCACGCUAUUUCCCGGCACCGGCGGAAACCAAGGCGAGGUCGAGUCACCCCUACACGGCGAGAUCCGUCUCCAAUCCGACUCGGAGCUCGCCCGCGACUCGCGCACGGCGUGCGAGUGGCAGAGCAUGGUGAACAACCAGGCGAAGAUGCAGGCGGCUUUCAAGGCGGCGAUGCUCAAGCUGUCCGUGCUUGGCCACAACAUCGAGGACAUGGUGGACUGCUCCGAGCUCAUCCCCGAACCACCGACGCUCACGAAGGCUGCCACCUUCCCGGCUGGAUUCAGCCACGCCGACGUUGAGCAGGCCUGUGCGACGACGCCGUUCCCUACCCUCUCCUCCGACCCUGGCCCAGUCACUUCCGUAGCCCCGGUUCCCCCUUCCUAA
Punctularia strigosozonata HHB-11173 SS5 is the source of this 1197-nucleotide messenger RNA. RefSeq names its product manganese peroxidase 1 precursor (gene MnP4-short). Lineage: Eukaryota; Fungi; Basidiomycota; Agaricomycetes; Corticiales; Punctulariaceae. The record is from RefSeq and is a predicted model, not a curated record. Bases 118 to 1197 code for a protein of 359 amino acids. The transcript has 3 exons. Gene Ontology annotation, molecular function: heme binding; peroxidase activity. Gene Ontology annotation, biological process: hydrogen peroxide catabolic process; cellular response to oxidative stress; response to reactive oxygen species.